AUUUUCUGGAGUAGAGCUCGUGGACGCCUUAAUUUGAGGAUUUUUUAUUUUGGUAUUUAAACUCCGGUACUUUUAACAGCAGAGAUUCUCUCCAAAUCGCUGUGAAUUCUGUGUUAACUCGGUGACGCGGAUCUGAGUUCCUUUUCUUUUGCUUCUGUAGAGGAAUUGUACAGUUUGGAAAGCUUUCAUUCAUCACUUAGAAAUUUUGUUGUAAAUAACUUGGCAUGGGAGUUGUGACUGUUUCUAGCUCAGCUUCUCGAACCCCAUUUGGAUUGAACGCAAAAUUUUCAAAUCAUCAAACCCCUUCGAGGAGGCCCCUAGUUUUGGCAUUCAAAGCAGAUAAAGCCAAGAACAUAGCUCUGGUUACUCCCCAUGAGCCAAUCCCUUUACCUAUAGAGACUUCUAAAGAUCAUAAGAAGAGACUUGGUAGGGCUUCCAAGCCUUCAAAGAGAGUAAAAGCGGUCAGUACAGAUGAAGUAUCGCCAUGUAGUGUAGAAUUGGAUUACAAUGAAGCUGCUGCCAAACUUGAAAAUAUAUACAAGCUUAGCCCUGCAACUGAUGUUUCAGAGGCAGAAGAUUUAGAACGUGUCGUUAGGAGAGGGCGACAGAGGAGGAAGAGAGUUACUUUGGCUGAUGACAAGGCAGAGAAGGAAAUUAGUGAUAAUGUAGUGAGGAUCCAUAAUAAGAAACCGAAACGAUUGAGUCUUGAGAAGAGGAUUGCUUUGAGUAAGAUGAAGCAAGAAAAAGUGGUUGCUUCAAUUCAAAAGAAAAGGGACAGUAAAAAUGAAGAUGAAAAUAUUGAUAUGCUUGUUAGGGAGUACUCAGCUUCUACUGACUUGGUCAGCUUGGACUGGAAGAAAAUGAAGAUACCACCCGUGCUUCCUUCCUCAGAGCAUGCAUGGCUAUUCAAGCUAAUGCAGCCCAUGAAGGGACUCCUUGAAGUGAAAGAAAACUUACAAAAGGAUUUGGGGAGAGAACCAACUGAUGGGGAAUUAGCAGAGGCCAUGAGUAUGAGUGCAGUUCAAGUAAGAAGACACAUGGAAGUUGGUCAAGCAGCAAGAAACAAGCUGAUUAAGCACAAUCUUCGACUGGUUUUGUUUGUAAUCAACAAGUACUUUCAAGAGUUUGCCAAUGGCCCAAAGUUUCAAGACCUGUGUCAAGCAGGAGUGAAGGGCCUUAUCACAGCCAUCGAUCGCUUUGAACCAAAAAGGAGUUUCCGGCUCUCAACCUAUGGUCUGUUUUGGAUUAGGCAUGCCAUCAUGCGCUCCAUGACACUCUCAAGCUUUACACGCGUCUCCUUUGGCCUUGAGUCGGUUAGGGUAGAAAUCCAAAGAGCAAAACUAGAGUUGUUGUUCAAGCUCCAAAGAUUACCAACAGUGGAAGAGAUAAUAGAAAAGGUCGGAAUCUCCCCUGAGAGGUACCAUGAAGUGAUGAGGGCCUCAAAAUCCGUUCUCUCUCUCCAUGCAAGGCAUGCAACCACACAAGAAGAGUACAUCAAUGGAAUUACAGAUGUUGAAGGUGUUGGGGGUGAUAGGGGGCGGCAACUUGCUCUUCUCAGACUUGCUCUUGAUGAUGUGCUCGAUUCUCUGAAGCCAAAGGAGAGCUUGGUGAUGAGACAGAGAUAUGGUCUUGAUGGUAAGGGUGAUCGGACACUGGGGGAGAUUGCAGGAAACCUAAGCAUCUCAAGAGAAAUGGUUCGAAAGCAUGAGGUGAAGGCUCUCAUGAAGCUCAAGCAUCCGGCACGAGUGGAUUAUCUUCGCCAAUACAUAUUCUAAAAUAAUCGAACUUCAUCUGCCUUGCUUAUCAAUACGUCUUCAUAUACUCCUCUGCUUCCUCCCAAUCAUCUCUAUUCAUCAGCCAUGGUUGUAUACUAAUUGAUCUGCACCAUAGUCUUUUAACUACCAGAAUAUACAAGUUUCAUAAAUUCAUACAGUGUAAUCUUUAUUUGGAGACUCAGAGAUUGCAAAUCUCCAAGUAUAUAUCACAUCUUAAAUCUUAUUUUCUCAGUAUUAAGGA
This is a messenger RNA of Vitis riparia (riverbank grape), 2016 nucleotides long. RefSeq names its product RNA polymerase sigma factor sigE, chloroplastic/mitochondrial. Gene Ontology annotation, biological process: DNA-templated transcription initiation; regulation of DNA-templated transcription. The coding region runs from base 225 to 1775 and encodes 516 amino acids. Gene Ontology annotation, molecular function: DNA-binding transcription factor activity. The record is from RefSeq and is a predicted model, not a curated record. The transcript is spliced from 6 exons. Lineage: Eukaryota; Viridiplantae; Streptophyta; Magnoliopsida; Vitales; Vitaceae.